Messenger RNA from Colletotrichum lupini, 189 nucleotides. RefSeq lists its product as uncharacterized. The transcript is spliced from 2 exons. Bases 1 to 189 code for a protein of 62 amino acids. NCBI's taxonomy places the organism in Eukaryota, Fungi, Ascomycota, Sordariomycetes, Glomerellales, Glomerellaceae. The record is from RefSeq and is a predicted model, not a curated record.
AUGCGUCGCCUACUCGCGGCUUUGAGGGGCAGAAGAAUCCCCCGCCACGGCGCCGAGCUACCCCGCAGCGACCAUUUCAUUCCGCGGCGGCCCGACCCUGAAGCUCCAUCUUCUCUAGAACUCUUGAAGAACACAGAGAGAGCUUCUUGUUAUUGUCUAUUGAAGCAUUGUUCACUACCAAUACCUUGA